AUGCCAAAUAGCUCACUAACGACGACACUAGAACAUUUUUCUGUCGAAUUAUUUCUUGAAUUAUUCAAAUUUUUUGGUCUCACUUUGAGAAUCAAUAGUAUCCUAUCACAAACAGAAAAUAAAAAUACUUUGAGUCUGGUGAGUGAAAAAGAUUUAAAAUUCCUCCUUGAACAAUCAGCCAAAAACAGCAAAGUCGUCCUAAGUCCAUCAAAUAUUAAAUCACUAAAAUUACAUGCUGCUUUGUUAUCAUCAAAAUCUGAUCAUAAUCUUUCACAACUUUUUUCCAUAUAUCCACUCAUUGCCUACAAAGAACUUCACACAUUAAUUGUCCCCAAUAUAAAAUGCUAUACCAAUGCAGACUGCACUAAAUUCAAUGAUUUAAUAUCACAAGCUGCACAACUGAAAAGUCUUCACACUUUAGAACUUCGAUCAUCGACGAAAAAUUCUGCAGAGAUCCUUCAAAAUUUAAUUCAAAUGAUAUUUGAGGAAGAAGAAUGUUUUCUUUCUUUGAAACGUUGUCGAUUUGAUUUAGAGCACAAUGGAGAUCUAUUUUUCCAACGAAUGUGGGUGAAUCGACCAUCAAAAUUAACAAAAAUUGAAUAUCUCAUGUUGUCAUCUCUUCUAUUUGGUAGUUUUGCUGAGUUAAGUGCUUGUCUUCCGGCAGUGAAAUCAAUUAAAGCUGCUGGUAUUACAAUUCAUUCAGAACCUAGACAACUGAUGCCAGCUGAACGUAGUUUACCUUGGCAUAUUGCAUAUUUAAUUGGCGUACAGAAAACUGAAUCAACAUCAUCAGUUCUGGAAUCUCCUCCCACUUCAUCAUCAGAUCGUUCAUUUCAACAUCGAAUAUUUGUACACGUAUUUGAUCAAUGUACUCAAAAUAACCGUGCUUCAGAAAUACAUACUAUAGAGAUGGCUUCAACAGAUACUAUUGAGAUGACUUCGUUUAAUACAACAGAACAUUUACCUUCAAUUAUUGGUGAAUCUGCUGUCACUGUGAGACCUACAAUACAAGCAAAUAAUCAUGUUAAUUUUACUGAAAUGAUGGAUUUACCUUAUAAUCAAUUAAGACAAGAAGUAAAAACAUUAUUUACAUUUCAUCCAAAAGAAUGGAUCAGUGCAUUUCGACCCAAUCCGAAAUUUCCAUUGUUUGCUGUUGGUGAUAUCGAUGGAUUUAUUGCUUUAUUUGUGAAUAAUUUAUCAACAUUAGUAGCUAUUAUUCUUGCUCUUAAAAUUGUAUUUAAUGAUGAACUUAUCUAUGGAAAAAUUAUUCCUGGUGUAUCACUAUCGAUGUUGUGGGGAAAUUUAUAUUAUGUAUAUAUGGCAAGAAAACUUGCUUAUAGAGAAAAUCGUGGUGAUGUAUGUACAAUGCCCUAUGGAAUAAAUACACCAGGAGCAUUUGCAUUUAUUUUCAGUAUAAUAUUACCAACUUAUUCCAGUUGUAUGAAGAGUCGUAAUGAUCCACAUACAUGUCAAAACUUAGCAUGGCAUGUGGCAUUGGCAAGCAAUUUCAUGACAGGAAUUAUUCUUCUUGUAUUAUGUUUUGUUGGAGAAUUUAUUCGACGAAAUACACCUAGUGUGGCACUUCUUUCAUCGAUAUCUGGUAUUGGAUUUACUUAUUUAGCAUUAAAUGAAUAUUUACCAGUAGCCGCAUCACCGAUUGUAUCAUUUAUUCCAUUUGCAAUAGUUAUGCUUGGUUACUUUGCUGGAGUUAAAUUUGGUCCAGUUCCAUUUGCAUUUGUUGGACUUGUUGUUGGUACUAUUUUUGGAUGGGCAACAUCAUUAAAUCAUGGAAGUGACGUAAAAGAAGCAGUAGCAAUUAUUAAACGUUAUCCAUUAGUAUUUCCAAUUCAAGAAAUGUUUGCACAUAUACAUGAAAUAACUUCAUAUUUAUCAACAGUAAUUCCAACGGCUAUAUCAAUUGCUAUUGGAACAAUACAAUGUGUUGAAUCAGCUAAAAGAGCUGGAGAUUUUUAUCCAACUCGUGAAUCAAUGUUUGUAGAUGGAAUUGGAACAUUAAUCGGAAGUUUUUCUGGAUCAAUUCUUGGAAUGACAACAUUUAUUGGUCAUCCAGCUUUUAAGAAAAUGGGUGCUAAACAAGCUUAUUCAAUAGCUAAUGGUAUUGCCUUCUUACCAAUAUGUUUUUUUGGUAUCCAUGCAUUACUACUAUCAGUUAUUACUAUUGUUUCAGUCAAUCCAAUUAUUAUAUUUAUUGGUUUGGUUAUUUAUUCUGAGACACUUGCAAUAACACCACAACGUCAUUAUCCAGCAUUUCUUCUUGGUAUUAUGCCUAUUAUAGCUGAUUGGACUAAAGAUACAAUAAUAGAUGGUGUUUCAGGUGCUUAUAGAGAAUUUGUUGUUCCUGAUGCGGAUUUUAAUCGUAAUGUUACUGCACAUAUAAAGACCUUUUCAUAUCCUGGUCUUUUAAAUUUUUCUAGUGGAAGUGUUCUUCAAUGUAUAUUUUUAACAGCUAUAUUUAUGUAUAUGAUUGAUAGAAAAUUUAUUCGAGCAGCUAUAUGGUCUAUAUUAGCAGCAAAGUUUUCAUUUAGGGGUUUAAUUAAUGCCCCACGUUUUCGAAUUUUGAAAGAACAACCUGAUGAUGAUGGUUGGAAAUUUACUGUUGCUUAUUUGAUGUUAGCAGUUUUCUUUGGUUGCUUCGAAUUUGCUCAACGACGACGUUGGGUAAAACAGCCGGAAACAGAACCCGAUGAUGUACCUGCGAUAGCAUGGACCCAAUGGAAUCGACAAAAAUUAUUAUAA
Molecule: messenger RNA, 2757 nt
Organism: Adineta steineri
Lineage: Eukaryota; Metazoa; Rotifera; Eurotatoria; Adinetida; Adinetidae
Source: the annotation of a GenBank genome assembly